Molecule: messenger RNA, 2839 nt
Organism: Syngnathus acus (greater pipefish)
Lineage: Eukaryota; Metazoa; Chordata; Actinopteri; Syngnathiformes; Syngnathidae
Gene: pfkfb4b
Product: 6-phosphofructo-2-kinase/fructose-2,6-biphosphatase 4b
Exons: 14
Coding region: 90-1517 (475 amino acids)
Biological process (GO): fructose 2,6-bisphosphate metabolic process; fructose metabolic process
Cellular component (GO): cytosol
Molecular function (GO): 6-phosphofructo-2-kinase activity; ATP binding; fructose-2,6-bisphosphate 2-phosphatase activity
Source: RefSeq, a predicted model, not a curated record
GACAUCCUCUCCCCCGCAGCCUCAGUGCGCGCAGAACCGAUCUUUUAGUGAGUUACUUGUAGACAGCAGCAGGAACAGCAUCGUCGUGAAUGAUGUUAGACAACGAGGAGUAUCUGGUAGAAGGCUUCCCGCGGGAGCUCACUCAGAACCCGCUGAGGAAGAUCUGGAUACCGGGCAAGAACGGCCACAUUGCACAGAGACGUGUGUGCAUGACCAACUGCCCCACCCUCAUCGUGACAGUGGGCCUUCCGGCUCGAGGGAAGACCUACAUCUCCAAGAAGCUAACGCGGUACUUAAACUGGAUCGGAGUGCCCACCAAAGAGUUCAAUGUGGGCCAGUACCGUAGACAGCGUGUGAAGAUCUACAAAUCCUUUGAGUUUUUCAGUCCAGAUAAUGAAGAAGGCUUAAAAAUCAGACGUAACUGUGCAAUGGCAGCUCUUAAUGACAUUCGACAGUACCUCAGCGUUGAAGGAGGGCAAGUGGCCGUAUUUGACGCCACCAAUACGACGAGAGAAAGACGAGGGGCCAUUGUCAAGUUUGCCGAGCACAACGGUUUCAAGGUGUUCUUUGUGGAGUCUGUGUGUGAAGACCCAGACGUCAUCGCGCAAAACAUCGUGCAAGUGAAACUCGGCAACCCAGACUACAUCCACUGUGACACUCAAGAGGCCAUUGAAGACUUUAUGAAGAGGAUCAAAUGCUAUGAGUCGUCCUACCAGCCUCUGGACGAGGUUUUGGACAGGGACAUGCCCUACAUCAAGAUCAUGGAUGUCGGCCGGCGUUACCUGGUGAACCGCGUGCAGGACCACAUCCAGAGCCGGAUCGUGUACUACCUGAUGAACAUCCACAUCACGCCGCGCUCCAUCUACCUGAGUCGGCACGGCGAGAGCGACCUGAACAUCAAAGGACGCAUCGGAGGCGACUCGGCCUUGUCGGCGCGGGGGAAAGAGUAUGCCAAAUGUCUGAGGAAGUACAUCCAGGAGCAGAAUAUCAAAGAUCUGAAAGUGUGGACCAGCCAGAUGAAGAGAACCAUCCAGACAGCCGAGUGUCUGGGCGUGCCGUACGAACAGUGGAAAACUCUCAAUGAGAUCGACGCUGGCGUUUGUGAGGAGAUGAUGUAUGAAGAGAUCCAGGAGCAUUACCCUCUGGAGUUUGCAUUGAGAGACCAGGACAAAUAUCGCUACCGCUAUCCAAAAGGAGAGUCGUACGAAGACUUGGUGCAGCGUUUGGAGCCCGUCAUCAUGGAGCUGGAGAGGCAGGAGAACGUUCUGGUCGUUUGUCACCAGGCCGUGAUGCGCUGCCUUCUCGCUUAUUUUUUAGACAAGACCGCAGCCGAGUUGCCUUAUCUGAAGUGUCCGUUACAUACGGUGUUGAAACUCACCCCACUGGCGUACGGAUGCAAGGUGGAGUCCAUCUAUUUGGGCGUGGAUGCCGUGAACACGCACCGAGAGCGACCGGAGACUCAUCUCAGCCAGGAGGCCGACUUGGUGUCCACACACGCGCCUCCAUCCUUGCUUUGAAAGAUGCUUUACAAACAUCUUCCUCCAGUGUCUGUCUUAUAUUUUAACCAUGAAGCCAAUACACAACUUCUAACCUCUUAUAAUUGUCAUGUUAAAUGUAUCUUCAUUGUAAAGAUCAUGAUCAGUAUUAAUGCCCAUUUGUAUUUCUUGUUGUCUUGGAAAGACGCAAUGUAAUAAAUAAAUUUGUUUUUAUUUCCCUGUUGAUGUCAAAAACUGUGGCUGUUGCAGAAUGUGAACGCGCAGCGUAGCACAGAGGCCGCUCUGAAAACCGUGCCGACGCACUUCUGACGCUUCUCGUGUGACUUCUCGACUGCCUCACGAGGACGCUCGCCGUUGACGUUCGGCACCGGCAUCCUGUUUUGUACUACUCCAUGGGCGGGGAACUUUCUGAAUGAACGACGUGUGUCUUUUUGUUACUACGUAGCACUGCCAAAAGCGCUCACUUAAUGUCUUGCUGUGGGUGAAAGAAGGAACUGUUUGUGUUUCAGUAGUUUGAACAUUGCAACAAAACAAUAGUGGCCAGAAAGUCAUUUAGAUUUGGACUUAUGUCAAGCGACCUCAUAAAUGGACACAAUUCUUAUGAUAUAUUAGAAAUGUCCUGAAAGUUUAAUACAACUGAACUGGACUUGGGCAGUCAUUCUUUUUGAGGCCACUAGAGGGAGCGUGGUACCCACUUUGAGAAUCACUACAUUGGAGGUCAGCCACUAUUUGAGGAAACAUUUUCUGAAAUAAGCUGUAGAAAUGAUUCUAUGCAUGUUUGGUGUGCUAUCAGAAGGAGUGGUGACGGUGUAACUGGUGCUUUUUCGGGUCUCUCCGACUUUUUAAUGAGCCUUUUCAACAUGUAUUGUCUUUGUGAAAUGUUCCAGAUGUGGACGUGAAUGUCAGUCAGUGAUAUGCCUGGAAACAAAAGAAAUCAUCUUUGGGGUAAGAUUUUGUGGCUUUUCUUUUACUGUGAUGGACAAAAAACAGAAGUGUUAUUAUCAUACAUGAUGGGUGUUCGAGUUCAAAUUUGGUGUUUGACUUUACUUUAGGGUGAACUAUUUCGGUGAACCAAUUUUGUUGUAUGAUUGUCAAUCAGUUCCACACCAUUGCAAUUAACAGUGCCCAUCCCCAAUGUUUACUCCAAAUAUGUUUUCACUGAUGUGUUCAGAUUGGUGCCUGUUAAAAGCCAAUCUGAAAAUGUUUGUCAAAUUGUUAUCGUAAUCUUCAUAUGUUUUAUUACAUUUUAUUCUAUUCUAUUCUAUAAUGGUUUAUGUACACAAUUAUUGUGAAAAGUGUACUUUGCCUUGCUGCUCUCUUUCAAAAUAAAUGUCAAUAAAGUU